AGGCAUCCUGCUAUCAUGGAGAGGCUGAGAGCCCUUCGAGGUCUCUUUGCUUGUGUGGGCUGCAUGCCCAGGCGUACGCUUCGCAGGGAGAGAAGCAGGGUGUCAAGCCCUGUCCCUACCUGCGCUGCGACCUUACUGCUUCAGCGCCUGCAAGAUCAGGAGGGUGACCGAGCGCAGGCGUACGGUGAGCUGGAGAGCGCCCUGUGCCAAGACAGCAGCCGCCCGCCGUGCGGAGUGGUGAACCGGCUGCUGGCAGAGGUGUCCCGGGACCUGACGGCAGCCCAGGGCGUGACCAGCAAUGUCAAGACAGCUGCCAGCAAUGUCCUGGUGGCUCUGGCUCGGACGCACUUCACCUUGGUGAUGGCUGAGCUCCAGAGCCACCUGAAGGCCACGGGGGACAUGUCCAAGGAGUUGGUGCUCAUCACCCUGAGCAAACUCUUCAGCACCUAUGCUCCACAGUGCAUCCCCUUUGUGUGGCUGAUGCUGGCAGGCCUGCGCAGUGUGGUGGGCCAGGUGAAGAGUGGCCAGAUCCUGCGCAUCGCUUGUGCUGUUUUGAAACAGUGGCUGGAUGGAGUCAAGAAUUACUUGUCCUCAGGAAUGCAAUGCCGCUGGAGUGCCAUGGAGAAAGAGCAGAUCUAUGAAAACCUUCAUGAGCUGCUCUUCUCUGUGGUGUGGAACUGGCAAGACUGCCAGGAGGAAAAGGACAAACAGGCCGUCCUUGGGGCUGUGGCUGCCAUGUUGGAGGUUCUCCUGCAAGAGGAGCAGAACCAAGAGCAGGUCUGGGAGCAGCUCCUCUGGCUCGUUCACCCGUGUCAGGAGAUCCAAGACACCUGCAGGGUGGCCAAGAGCCUCACUAUCUUCCUGGAGGCCUUAGGGGGCAUUGAGUCUGUAAUCCCAGGGGACAAGUUUCUGGACGUCACCAGUGCCGUGUUUUACCAGCUCUAUGACGACAGCAAGCAGCACAGCGAGGCUGAUCGUGCACAGCUGACCCACUGCAUCAUGCUGCAGGCCCGGAUCUGCCCAGAGGAAACCAUCCUGUUUCUGCAGUCGCAGCUGGGCGAUGACUGGGAGCCUGGAUGCGUGGCAGCCCUGGGUCUGCUGGGUGCUCUGGCUCACUCUGAUGAGCCCAUGAUGACGGAGAUGCUGCCCCAGGUCGUCGAGGCUGUGCAGCGUCUGUGCAGCGACCCCAGCAUCCGGGUGAGGACGGCUAUUCUGUAUUUCAUCAAGGAUCUGCUCAGUUCUAACACCCGGAGCUGCUCAGCCUGGGAUGUGGUGGGGCACAUCUUCAGGGAGUUCAGCCGCGCCACAGGAAGAAGGGUAAGGGCAGUGGGCAGCAUCUCCUUUUGGAAGACCCGACAAAGAGCAUUCAGAAUAAAACGGAUCCCUACAAAAGAUGAAAACACCCUAGAACAAACAGAACUUGAGUAUGGAGCAUCAGAAUGUAACAGACUAUGCUGCCACCCUAAGGCUCUGCUGAACAACUUGGCAGCAUUUAUACAGCUCUAA
This is a messenger RNA of Lagopus leucura (white-tailed ptarmigan), 1506 nucleotides long. RefSeq names its product maestro heat-like repeat-containing protein family member 2A. The coding region runs from base 16 to 1506 and encodes 496 amino acids. Gene Ontology annotation, cellular component: cytoplasm. Lineage: Eukaryota; Metazoa; Chordata; Aves; Galliformes; Phasianidae. The record is from RefSeq and is a predicted model, not a curated record. The transcript has 13 exons.